Molecule: messenger RNA, 805 nt
Organism: Calliphora vicina (urban bluebottle blowfly)
Lineage: Eukaryota; Metazoa; Arthropoda; Insecta; Diptera; Calliphoridae
Gene: mRpL40
Product: mitochondrial ribosomal protein L40
Exons: 3
Coding region: 115-693 (192 amino acids)
Cellular component (GO): mitochondrial large ribosomal subunit; mitochondrial ribosome
Source: RefSeq, a predicted model, not a curated record
CAACAGCUGACUAGUGUUAUGCAAACGGUUGUCAAUUUUGACAAUGCUUUUUUAAUACAAGUAUUAGGAAUUAUUUUUUCGUAAAUUUAACUGAAAAUUAAUAAAUUAAACAUAAUGUCAUUAUUAAAAGCAUUCUCAAGAUUAACACUUCAAACAACAGCGGUGCUGAGACAACCCAAUGCCUGGCUGCACUCCACACCGGUCUUAUGUGCCGAACCUUUGAAGAAAAAGAAGAAAUUGGAUCCACAAAUUGUUAAACAACGUGAAGACAGACGUAAAAAGAAAUUGGAAAAACAAAUUAGACGUUUGGAAAAGAAUGCCAGACAAUUGAAACCGGUCGAAGAACUUGAAGUGCCGUUGGAUUUGAUAGAUGAACAAAAACAGCGUGCGCGCAAAUUGGCACCCCUAACAGAACCCGAACUUGAACAUAGAGCCCAUUUAAAUAAACAAUGGGCCCGUUACAAACACGAGCAGAAAUUACAAGAUUUUCAAAUUAUUGACCGUUUAAUGCAAUCACAACGCAAAGCAUUGCAAGAAUUACGUUUGGAGUCAGAAGAACUUUAUCAAGAGGCCAUACAACCCGAUAUGUCCCUAUUGCCGGUAACUCUCAAGGGUCCGGUGGCUACACCACCUAUUAAAGAUUAUGAUUCACCUGAUGGUGAAUACAUUUUACAAUCUAAACAGUGGGAUUAAUAUAAUUGAAUCUUUGCCUGUUAAAAGUGAAAUAAAGGUACUAAUUGUUAAUAUUUUUAUGUUUGGUUAUUUAGAAAAUAUUCCAAUAAAAUAGAAAAAUUUUCACAAACAA